AUGGGAGGCAUCUACGUCAGCGGCUGGGCCUGCGAGAACCAGUGUGGUUCCAGGAGGGUAAACUGCGGCCUCUGGCGUUGGUUCUGCCAGAAGUGCAAAACCGACAUCUGCGACAAGUGCCACAGGCGGAAGGUGCAGCGAGACCGGGAGAAUGGCAUGCGAGAGAGCCCGAGGAGUUUGGAAUUAGGCACGAAGUUCCUGGAUCUGUGCAAAGACCACCAGUGGGAGCAGGUGACGGAGAUGCUCCAAAAGCGGCCGGGUCUUGUCAAUUGCGAGGUGGAGGGCCGUUGGUCGCCGCUACACUACGCUUCAAGAGCCGGCAAUCCUCAAAUGGUGGAGCAUCUGCUGAAGCUGAGCGCUGACGCAACCAGUUUUGCUGGAGACGGCAAGACGAUGCGCUCUUGCUUUCUUCAGCCGGCCUUCACCAUCUUCAACCAUUAUGAUGCCAACAACAUUGGCGUCAUCGAUGCGAUGGAGCUUGGAUGGGUUGUGAAGUCUGUGCGCCCGCGCAUCACCGACGCAGAGACUCAGCAGCUCUUUGCAAGCUGCGAUUUGAAUCGCAAUGGCGAGAUCGACUUCGUCGAGUUCGUCCUUUGGCUGUUCGCUGGAGGAGGUAAGUACUUGGCGCAGGACAUUCUGGCCAGCGCCGAAAGAAUUGCCAGUGGCUCUGUGGGAGUUCAAGCGCUGAAGCUGAAAGGCGUACUGAGCAAGCGCGCCGGCCUUCCUCCCCAUGUGUAUGAGACACCCGAGUACUCGCCCAUGCCGCAGAUGGCUCAUCACCCUCCACGGGGAGAGAAGCUGCUCGCCUGUACCGAGUACGUCCAGCAGCUCGCGCCGAUGCUGCCAGGCAUCAUCUUGCCCGAGGGUUGUCUGGAAGAGGUGGAGCGGAUAGCCCAGCUGCGAGCAGAAGUGCUCCACAGUAACGACUUGAGCUUUGAGAUGAUCUGCUCCGUGGUGAUGUGGACCUUCGAUGCGGUACUUGCCACUGAAGAGGAAUCCUUCCCGAAGGAGAAGUCUUUUCAGUACCUCAUGAAUCAGUACGUGGACCAGCGCGACACAGAGUUCUUCUUUGCGGCGCGUGGGUACUUCUACUACUUCAUGACAGCCUUGGACUUACUUCCCCCAGCUGAGGGGGUGGUAUACCAAGGAAUCCCGAAGGAGCAUGCUGCCGCUGUUCGAGAGAUUCUCAUCCCGGGCACGAGUCUGAUCUGGCGCAGCUUCACCACAGCCCUCCAGCUCUGGGGCAACAUGGUGGCGUAUGAGAAGGGCAUCAUUCUGCAGAUCACUCUGCUGCCCCGGGAGCUCCGGGCGAAGGGUGUGAAGUAUGAAUCCAAGGGCCGUGACAUCAGCAAGCUCAGUGCACUGACAGGCUCCAGUGAGGUCCUUCUGUUGCCGAACAUCCGGCUUGGCGUGGGUCCGGAGACGGUGAAGAAGGGUAUUCCCGUGAUCGAACUUCGGGAGAUGGAGGAGGACACCGCAAUCACCCUCAACGCGGAAGACUUCGACUAG
Symbiodinium necroappetens is the source of this 1509-nucleotide messenger RNA. NCBI's taxonomy places the organism in Eukaryota, Dinophyceae, Suessiales, Symbiodiniaceae. The record is from the annotation of a GenBank genome assembly.